Astyanax mexicanus (Mexican tetra) is the source of this 3305-nucleotide messenger RNA. RefSeq lists its product as uncharacterized. Lineage: Eukaryota; Metazoa; Chordata; Actinopteri; Characiformes; Acestrorhamphidae. The transcript is spliced from 5 exons. Bases 495 to 3305 code for a protein of 936 amino acids. The record is from RefSeq and is a predicted model, not a curated record.
GUUGUUGGAAAUUCCCUGGGAGCAGGUAAACUACAUAGACCAUAAUUCUUUGCAGCAGGAUAAGGCAGGGCUUAGAGGUUAAAAUGGCACUGUCGGCCAUUUUAUUAUUUCUUUGUUUGGCAUGGUCUGAGGAUUUGAACCUCUUUUGGAUUGUGGACUGAGCUUCCAAUGGAUGUGUGUUUGUAUAAAACCAUCCAUCCUGUGUAUCCAUCCUGUAGAUACAACCAUCCUGUAUAAUCUCUCCAUUCACUCUAUGUCUCCAUACAUCAUCUUCUUUCCUCCAUCCAUCCUUUCCUCAGCCAUGCAUUAACUGUCCAUUCAUGCACCUGCUCUGCCUCAUUGUGAGAUAUGCUGUGACUCUGAGAAUAAACUGCAUCAGUUGAAGUCUGUUCACCCUCCUGUGUUUUAAUGGACACACCAUCACGACAGCCACCCUUCCACCAAAUGCAAUCCAACUAAACUUUACAUGGUGCCGAAACCCGGGAUUGGCAGUUAUGAUGGAUACAGAUCAAGAGAACAGACGAUCCACACGGCAGAGAAGGCCUCCAACCCAUCUUCAGCAAUAUCACGUCGAGUCAGUGGGCUUUGGAAAGCCACAGGAACCCUGCACCACUCAUCCAAGGCCUUCAGCUACCCAUCUUAAACCUGGAGGUAGAGGGAUCACGAAUCCUGCCUCAGCACAACAACAAUCUGACCUCAAGGAAUUACAGGACGAGGUAUGCAGCCUGAAAGAGACAAUAAAACUACUUGUUGAUCGUAUGGGAUCCCUGCAUAUUUGUAACAGAGACUCUGAAUCAGUAAAUGUUUCUGAAGAUUGCAUUAGCUCUGAUGAUGACUUUGAUGUUGAUUACUCCCAACCUGUACAAAGACCUCACAGUUGUGUAGAAUUUCAAUGUUCUAUACCUGAAGAGAACAGAGCUAGAAGUUCAUGUUCAGCCCCAUCUAGAUUAGCUUUACCCCAUCCUGCCUCCCAAUCUAGUUUUGUACAGCCUCAGCCUUUGAUUGCACCCCAGUCUAGUGUUGUGCCUACUCAUAAUCCGCAGUCUAGCUCCCAGCCUCCUCAACCUCAGCCUGCCUUUCCAUCUAGUUCUGUACAGCCUCAGGUUUCCUCUCAGUCUGGUGUUUUGCCUCCUCAUAUCCCUCAGUCUAGCUCCCAGCCCCCUCAACCUCAGCCUGCCUUUCCAUCUAGUUCUGUACAGCCUCAGGUUUCCUCUCAGUCUGGUGUUUUGCCUCCUCAUAUCCCUCAGUCUAGCUCCCAGCCCCCUCAACCUCAGCCUGCCUUUCCAUCUAGUUCUGUACAGCCUCAGGUUUCCUCUCAGUCUGCUGUUUUUCCUCCUCAUAUCCCUCAGUCUAGCUCCCAGCCUAGCUCCCAGCCUCCUCAGCAUUAUCCUGCCUCCCCAUCUAGCUCUUUACAGUCUCAGCCUCAGCCCCACACAGCUUUCCAGUCUGGUUUUUUGCUUCCUUGUAAUCUCCAAUCUAACUUCCAGCCUGCUCAGUCUUAUCCUGCCCCCCAAUUUGAUCUUCCAACUCCUGCUGAUUCCCAGUCUAACCCAUUGCCUCCUUUGGCUUUACAGCCUGGUCUUUUAGUCCAACCUGCUCCCCAACCCAUUCCUUCAGUACAGCCUGCUCCUGUAUCCAACCUUUAUGUCCCUCCUCUACCUGGCCUACAGCUUCCAACUGCUCCUGUACAUAGCUUUUAUGCGCCUCAGGCUCACUAUACCAACUCCCCUUCCCAAACUCCUGUUACUAGCCAUUAUUCAUCCCGUAUAGUUACUCCUUCCUUUCCUGAUUUUCGCAGUGAUGACCCAUAUGAAUUCAUUAUGUUGAAAAUGGCAUUAGACAACUUGGUACCCCCCUAUGAGUCUGAGAUGUUUAAGUAUCAUGUUUUAUUGGACCACCUUUUGCUACCCUCUGCUCGCUACAUAGCAUUAUCAUAUGCCCAUGACCCACAACCUUACACCAAGUCAGUAGCAGCUCUUGAACAGCAAUAUGGUCAGCCACACCAUCUUGCCCUGAGAGAGAUAUCCUCUAUUUUGCAACUCCCUCGAAUACGUCCAGGAGAUUCAAAGGGUUUUCAUGCCUUUGCCCUUAGAGUACAAUCCCUAGUGGGAAUGCUUCAAUCACUAGGUCCAGGAGCUGGGACAGCAGAGUUGUCUUGUUCAUCCCAUGUCCAACAAUUAUUAAGCAAAUUACCUACUGACCAAAUUGCAAACUAUGCACGGUACGCCCAGUUACACCAUCCCCAUGUCCAGUACAACUUAAUGCACUUCAGUGCUUGGCUUCAAGGAGAAGCCCAAUGCCAAGCUCUAGCAUCUGGUGUUUUGGUCAGUAGUGAAUACACAAGACCAGCUAGAUCUGCCCCCAUCAAGUCAUUCAAACAUUUUGACAAUGCCAUGCCAAUGCUACUCAUCGGAGCAGACAACACUUACCUGAUAACUGCCAUAGAAGAGGUGAGGGCUGGACCCCCUGGAACCCCUGUGGCCAUUCACACACGAUUGGGAUGGACCCUGCAAGGACCAACUUACCUACACAAGGCAGCGCGGAUCAUGAGCUGCCAGCCGUGUCUGAAAAGUGCUGCUGCUUCCAGGUCACAUGGGUUCGGCGCUGUCCAGGUGCUGAAAGCUCAGCUCUGUCCCCCCCCCCCCCCUCAGCUAGCAGCACUGGGACAGAGAAUCCUGGUGGAGGCGAGAAAGAGCAUCCGCAUCCGAGUUGUCCUUCCCUGGUCGGUACCACACCUGGAACGAGAAUUGCUGAAGAGCGAGAUACCACCUAGUCACCCGAGCUUGACAGGGCUGAUUUUCUCCCGAAUGGUGAAGGGACCUUGCCAGUGGGCCAGGAACUUGCACGUUGUAGUGGGAAUGAGAACCAUCACUCGUCUGCGAAAAGGAAGUGAGGUAGGAGUUGUGCUGAGUCUGCUGGUACUGCAGUGUAUGCAGGUUCUGGGGCUGCGGAAGCAGCAUAUGCAGGUUCAGGGGAGGCCGGAGUUGAUAAGCGUGGAUGAGCCACGGGAGUCACGGAGCGCGGUGUCUCAGCCACUGGCAUCACGGAGCACGACGCUUCAGACAUGGGAGUCACGGAGCGCGGAGUCUCAGCCGCGGGCAUCACGGAGCACGACGCUUCAGACGUGGGAGUCACGGAGCGCGGAGUCUCAGCCGCGGGCAUCACGGAGCACGACGCUUCAGACGUGGGAGUCACGGAGCGCGGAGUCUCAGCCGCGGGCAUCACGGAGCACGACGCUUCGACGCCACGAAGCUGUUGCUAGGACAUUGCCAACAUAUUCCAGGUGGUUGCUAAGGUGUUGCUAA